Molecule: messenger RNA, 1441 nt
Organism: Aethina tumida (small hive beetle)
Lineage: Eukaryota; Metazoa; Arthropoda; Insecta; Coleoptera; Nitidulidae
Gene: Bsg
Product: basigin
Exons: 7
Coding region: 160-969 (269 amino acids)
Source: RefSeq, a predicted model, not a curated record
GACUGUUAGGCCGAUAUCGCCAUUUUAUAUUGUCGUUUUUGAGUGAAGUAAAUGAGCGAGAGUCGAAGAUAGUGUGCGUGUUGUGUGUGGAUCGUGUCAAAUUUACGUGUCGUUGAUGUUAUAGUAUAGAAUAAUAGCGGACCCAAAACUAAUUUAGAAAUGAAGUAUUUAGUGUUGUGUUCUGCCUUCUAUUUUCUAUUUCACGUUGACUCCUCCGUGGCGACAAAUCCGGGGAAGAUAGAAAUUGAAUACAAAAAAUCUUUCUCAAUAUCCUGUAAUGUAUCAGCCAAUGAUCCUAAAGAUGUGCAAGUAACAUGGUUGAAAGAGGAUAAGAAAAUUUCGGAGUACACAUCUUUGAACAGCAGGGCGACGAUGGAGUCACCGUCAUCAUCUAACGGCAAUUUCGUACUAAAAAUUAACAACGCCGAAGAGAGUGACGUAGGAAACUAUACGUGCGAGGCGUUAGUCGACGGCAAAACCAUGAAAUCCCACUACAAAGUAGCCAGCAAAGUGUACGUGAGGGUACCACAAAACAUCAACGUUGUUGAAGGUGAAAAACUGCGGAUACGCUGCGAAGUUGCAGGAAAGCCACAUCCAUCACUCAAAUGGUAUUUCUUAGGUGAAAACGAUCCAGAAACAAAUAAAACAGAAAUUCCUGAUGAUGAAAGAACGGAAAUCGGUAAGGAAGAAGACGGAAAUAUUGAAAAUGCUAUUUUGACCAUCAGUAACAUCACCUUGAAAGACAGAGGGUAUUACAUCUGUGUGGGCACAUCAAAUAUUGGUGAAAUUGUUGAAUCCAAAUGCAUGGUUAGAAUUAAAGAUAAAUAUGCAGCCCUUUGGCCUUUCCUGGGAAUUGUAGCUGAGGUCGUUAUUUUGUGUGCAAUUAUCUUCAUCUAUGAAAAGAAACAUAACAAAUCAGAACUUGACGAAAGUGAUACGGACCAAAGUCCUGAUCAAUUAUGUAAAUAAUUUUUUUUAGAAAAACAACACCAGAUCACGGAAGAGGGGGUUCCACUGUCAGACACAGGCAAUGAAAAUUGUUGAAAAGUAAUACAAACAAAACAAAAAAUUAUAAAUAAAAAUGUAAAGAUUUAGGAGAUACCGUUGCAGUUUCGUCAUCUAGUGAACCGAAGAGCUGUCAAGUCACAGUGUUGUUGUUAUAACGCCUUCCCUUUUAGACUUGUUCAACGUUAGAUUGCGGCCUUUUUGGAAUAAUUAAUCCAACGUUCGCAACACUUUUCUGUUCCACAUACAUACACGGGCAUUUUAUUUUUUUAUACAAACAAAUGUACUUACUUAACUUAAAUUUAUUAUUAUGUACACAUAAAAGGGCCGCAAUUUAGUGACGAACUGUCAUCCAAACUUGUAAAUAAUUAAAUUAAGAUAUGUAUACACUCCUGUUUAUAAAUGUAUUGUUAUAAAUUGUGUUUACACAUUUGGA